UACCAGCUAUGAUCUUAUUAAAGAAAAAUAUUCUCAAUAAUUUCAAUCCAGCCGAUGUGAACAUUCUCUCAUUUUACUUGUAAUAGAAUUAAUAUACUGUAUGGUCAGUAUGUGCUAUUACUCCUGAGUAACCAAAAUAUUAUCCAGUGUUGGAAAGUAACUUUUGCCAAAGUACUGUUUUUAAGUACAGUUUUGAAAUACUUAAGUAUUUCUUUUGUAUGCUUCUUUAUAUCAGUUUUUCACUACAUAAUGGAGGAAUAUAUUUGUUUUACCCACCUACAUUUAUUUGACAGUUAUAGUGGAGCAUAUCAAGUCUGAAAUUGAUAUAUAUUUAUAAUAUUUUACUGUCUUAUAAAACAUGGGAGCAAAGGUGUAGUAGGAAUAUUUCGGGACUUCUACAGUCAAAUUUUUAAUCAUUCUUGUACAGCAACCUGAUUUAAUCUUGACAUUUACUUUCACUUGGUUAUUUUUUAUAUUUUUCGGCAUUAAGUGAAGGAGAUGAAUCCUUUUCCUUUUUCCUUUCAAGUUUAAAUAAAUGACUGUACCGACUCCAGUAAGUCAAAUUAUGUUACAUAAGUAAUUUACCGGACAUGUUACUGGACAUACAGUAUACAAUAACUACAACUAUAAAGAAUAUACAAUAAUUUGUGCGUCUCAACUGCAUUUCUCCCUCUACAUGUCAGAGGGAAUAUUGUGUUUUCUCAAAAUGAGACUUGUUACUUGUUUCACCUUUGAUGCUGCUUUAAAAAUAUGUGAAACUUGGAACUUUUUAUUCCAUUGUCACUUUCAAAUGAAAGAUCUUAUCUUGACUUUUGUGGAAACGGGGCUUUUAUUCUGAAAAAAAAAAGGGAAUGGUCAAACAGGAAGUAACAUUUUCACUGCUGCAAAAUGAGCAGGCUGCUGACAGAACAACCGGACUGUAGCAGCCACAACAUCAUAUCAGAGACAGGUGUGUGCAGGACCGAGAGGUGUCUGUAAGUGUCGUCAGUAAGAGCAUGUUUCCACUUCUGUGUCAAAUCCUGAAGGACCUUUGCUACAGUCCAGGGUGCUGCUCAGUGUACCAGGGGCUGGUGCAGACCAGUCUCACCACAGCUCUCGGGACCAUACAGAUCAUGGUUGGCCUGUCCAACAUCGGACUUGGGCCAGGACGUACAAGCCUGGGAGCUGCUUACUGGCUGGGUGCUGUGUUCGUUGUAACUGGAAUCAUGUCCAUUUUGGCCGGAGAGUUCCCUUCUUCAUGCUUGAUGGGCUUCACUGUGUUUAUGAACAUUGCUGGAGCAAUCUUUGCCAUCACUGGCAUCGUGCUGUACGCCAUAGACCUGGGAAAUGCCUCUCUGCUCUGGAUGUGUGAUCGCAGCAUGAACAGUGUUGAUCUGUAUGAUGACAACUGCAGAAAUGUGGCGCUCUUUGCUCAGAGUUUAUUAACAUCUAUGGACAUCACAUUGAUCGUCUUCGCUGUCCUCCAGCUGUGUGUCAACAUUUGGUUUGCUGUUCUGGGCAUCAAAGCUUUGAUCAGUGAGAUGAAGAAGGAAGAGCAGGGAGACAAAGAUGUUGAAGAUCAGUGGCCUAAGUUGAGGGAACUUCUCCUGACCAGCCCUGGAGCUCAGAACCAUUUCAACUGAGCUCAUGAAUGCAUGAUGAAUAAGCAGCAGCUCUAUUACCUUUACAUUUACUACCUGAAAGUAAUCAAAAGUAUCAUAAAAACACAACCUUUUAUCACUAUCAAAACAGAGAUAAAUCAGAAUAUUCUGUACUUACAUUUCCAGUUAAACCUUACACAGUGAGUACGAUCAUAAAGUAGUAAACUAUUUCAAACUAUUGUGCAGACUGUUGCAGCAAAUCUGUUCUACAUUUUUUUCACAAUCGUGAACACUUUUAUGUGUGUGCGUGUUAAGUUGUUUGUCUGUUGGUGGAGAUUUGAU
Messenger RNA from Lates calcarifer (barramundi perch), 1922 nucleotides. Its product is annotated as high affinity immunoglobulin epsilon receptor subunit beta. Bases 996 to 1622 code for a protein of 208 amino acids. Gene Ontology annotation, cellular component: membrane. The record is from RefSeq and is a predicted model, not a curated record. The transcript is spliced from 7 exons. Lineage: Eukaryota; Metazoa; Chordata; Actinopteri; Centropomidae.